Tupaia belangeri chinensis (Chinese tree shrew) is the source of this 5261-nucleotide messenger RNA. RefSeq names its product nephrocystin 3 (gene NPHP3). Bases 1 to 3807 code for a protein of 1268 amino acids. The record is from RefSeq and is a predicted model, not a curated record. NCBI's taxonomy places the organism in Eukaryota, Metazoa, Chordata, Mammalia, Scandentia, Tupaiidae. Gene Ontology annotation, cellular component: ciliary base; ciliary inversin compartment. The transcript has 29 exons. Gene Ontology annotation, molecular function: protein binding. Gene Ontology annotation, biological process: determination of left/right symmetry; convergent extension; kidney development.
AUGACCGAAAAUCCAAGACUGAUAGAAUAUAUAAAUAGACGCAACAGAGAACAAGAUCUGGAACUGGAGUACGCGGCGGCCGAGUACGAGCGCCUCAAGAAGGAGUACGAGAUCUUCCGGGUCAGCAAGAACCAAGAGCUGUUGUCCAUGGGCCGCCGUGAGGCCAAGCUGGACACCGAGAACAAGCGACUGCGGGCGGAGCUGCAGGCACUUCAAAAAACUUAUCAGAAGAUACUUCGGGAAAAAGAAAGUGCUCUAGAAGCAAAAUACCAAGCAAUGGAGAGAGCAGCUACAUUUGAACGUGACAGAGAUAAAGUUAAAAGACAAUUCAAGAUUUUUAGAGAGACCAAAGAGAAUGAAAUCCAGGACUUAUUGAGGGCCAAGCGAGAGUUGGAGAGCAAACUUCAGAGACUACAGGCUCAGGGGAUCCAAGUAUUUGAUCCUGGGGAGUCUGAUUCUGAUGACAACUGUACAGAUAUUACUGCUGCUGGAACUCAGUGUGAGUAUUGGACCAGUGGAGCUUUGGGGAGUGAGCCCUCCAUCGGGAGUAUGAUGCAGCUUCAGCAGUCCUUCAGAGGCCCCGAGUUUGCUCAUAGCUCUAUAGAUGUGGAAGGACCCUUUGCAAAUGUCAACAGAGAUGACUGGGAUAUCGCUGUGGCUAGUUUAUUACAAGUGACUCCUUUGUUUUCACCUUCUCUAUGGAGUAAUGCUGUCAGAUGUUACCUCAUUUAUACAGAUGAAACCCAGCUGGAAUUGGAUCUUUUCCUUAAGGGCUAUUCACCUAAGCUUGAAAGCGUGUGUGAAACAAUGGGAUAUUUUUUCCAUGCUGUUUAUUUUCCAAUAGAUGUUGAAAAUCAAUACCUCACUGUAAGAAAAUGGGAAAUUGAAUAUAGUUCUUUAGUUAUUUUAUUCAUUCACUCAACUUUACCAAGCUUUUUAUUGGAAGACUGUGAAGAAGCCUUUCUGAAAAACCCUGAAGGCAAACCACGAUUAAUUUAUCAUCGUUUGGAGGAUGGGAAAGUCAGUUCCAACUCUGUCCAGCAAUUGAUUGAUCAAGUUUCUAACCUAAACAAGACCAGCAAAGCCAAGAUCAUUGAUCACUUAGGAGAUCCUGCAGAGGGAAUAUAUAAAACUUAUAUUUGUGUGGAAAAGAUUAUUAAACAGGACAUAUUAGGCUUUGAGAACACAGACUUGGAGACUAAGGAUUUUAGCAGUGAAGACUCCAUUCCAGAAGAAGAUCAUUUUGGUGAUGUUCUGUGGGACAUACAUGAUGAACAAGAGCAAAUGGAAACUUUUCAGCAGGCUUCUAAUUCAGCACAUGAAUUGGGAUUUGAGAAAUAUUACCAACGCCUCAAUGACCUAGUGGCAGCACCAGCCCCAAUUCCACCUCUUCUCGUGUCUGGAGGACCAGGUUCUGGAAAGUCUCUUCUUUUGUCAAAAUGGAUUCAGUUACAGCAGAAGAAUUCUCCCAACACCCUGAUUCUUUCCCAUUUUGUGGGGAGACCCAUGUCAACCAGCUCAGAGCCUUCCUUGAUUAUCAGACGACUAACUCUAAAGUUAAUGCAGCACUCCUGGUCAGUAUCUGCCCUGACUUUGGAUCCUGCUAAGCUUCUGGAAGAAUUUCCACGUUGGUUAGAAAAACUCUCUGCUCGUCACCAAGGCAGCAUCAUCAUCGUUAUUGACUCUAUAGAUCAGGUUCAGCAAGUUGAAAAACACAUGAAGUGGCUAAUAGAUCCACUGCCAGUGAAUGUACGAGUCAUUGUUUCUGUGAAUGUCGAAACAUGCCCGCCAGCCUGGAGGUUAUGGCCAACCCUUCAUCUUGAUCCUUUAAACUCAACAGAUGCAAAAUCUAUUAUAAUUGCAGAGUGCCUCUCUGUAGACAUUAAAUUAAAUAAAGAGCAGGAGAAGAAGCUUGAACGACACUGUCGUUCUGCUACCACCUGCAAUGCCCUUUAUGUCACCCUUUUCAGCAAAAUGGUUGCAUGCACUGGGAGAAUAGACAAUUUAGAUAAAAUCCUUCAUCAAUGUUUCCAGUGUCAAGAUACUGUCUCAUUAUAUAGACUUGUUCUGCGCUCUAUCCAGGAAUCCAUGGCAAACGAUGUGGAUAAAGAACUAAUGAAACAGAUUCUUUGCCUCAUCAAUGUUAGUCACAAUGGUGUGAGUGAAUCAGAACUGAUGGAACUCUUUCCUGAAAUGUCCUGGAUUGUCUUGAUCUCACUUAUUCACAGUUUAUACAAGAUGUGUUUGUUGACUUACGGUUGUGGUUUGCUCAGGUUUCAGCAUCUACAGGCAUGGGAAACAGUGAGACUCGAGUACAUGGAAGAUCCCACUGUCAUUUCUUCACAUAGGCAGAAGCUAGUCAACUAUUUCACCUUGCAGCUAAGUCAAGACAGAGUGACUUGGAGAAGUGCAGACGAACUACCUUGGCUUUUUCAGCAGCAGGGAAGUAAACAGAAGUUGCAUGAUUGCCUUCUCAAUCUCUUCGUGUCCCAAAAUCUUUAUAAAAGAGGACACUUUGCUGAGUUGCUGAGUUAUUGGCAGUUUGUCGGCAAAGACAAAAGUGCAAUGGCAACAGAAUACUUUGAUUCACUGAAGCAGUAUGAGAAAAACUGUGACGGCGAGGAAGACAUGAUUUGUUUAGCUGAUCUUUAUGAAACCCUGGGACGAUUUCUCAAGGAUCUAGGCCUUCUUAGUCAGGCUGUGGUGCCUUUGCAGAGGUCUCUAGAAAUUCGAGAAACAGCUUUAGAUCCAGAUCACCCAAGAGUAGCCCAGUCACUGCACCAACUAGCAAGUGUGUAUGUGCAGUGGAAGAAGUUUGGCAAUGCAGAACAACUCUACAAACAGGCACUGGAAAUUUCAGAAAACGCUUAUGGUGCAGACCAUCCACAUACUGCUCGUGAGCUUGAGGCACUUGCAACUUUGUACCAGAAACAAAAUAAAUACGAACAAGCUGAACAUUUUAGGAAAAAAUCCUUUAAAAUUCGUCAGAAAGCUACAAGGAGAAAAGGCAACUUGUAUGGAUUCGCCUUCCUACGCAGACGGGCAUUGCAGUUAGAAGAGCUCACAUUAGGUAAAGACACACCAGAUAAUGCUCGGACGCUCAAUGAACUAGGUGUUCUCUACUAUCUUCAAAAUAACCUGGAGGCAGCUGAACAGUUUCUGAAGCGUUCCUUAGAAAUGAGGGAACGAGUGCUAGGACUGGAUCACCCUGACUGUGCCCAGUCUUUGAAUAAUCUGGCGGCUCUAUGCAAUGAGAAGAAACAGUAUGAUAAAGCAGAAGAACUUUAUGAACGAGCUUUAGACAUUCGGAGACGGGCCUUAGCUCCUGAUCACCCUUCAUUGGCAUAUACAGUGAAGCAUCUUGCAAUCUUGUAUAAGAAAAUGGGAAAACUGGACAAAGCUGUACCUUUGUAUGAAUUGGCUGUUGAAAUUCGACAGAAAUCCUUUGGUCCAAAGCACCCUAGUGUAGCUACCGCCUUGGUAAACUUAGCUGUGCUUUAUAGCCAAAUGAAAAAGCACCUUGAAGCCUUGCCAUUAUAUGAAAGAGCAUUAAAGAUUUAUGAAGACAGUCUGGGUCGGAUGCAUCCUCGAGUUGGAGAAACCUUAAAAAAUUUAGCUGUGCUUAGCUAUGAAGAAGGGAAUUUUGAAAAAGCUGCCGAACUGUACAAAAGGGCAAUGGAAAUAAAAGAGGCAGAAACAUCACUCUUGGGUGGAAAAGCUCCUUCCCGACAUUCAUCAAGUGGAGACACAUUUAGCUUAAAAAGAACUCAUUCUCCUAAUGCUUUUCUUCACCCAGGACAAAGGUAACAAACAGCAGCAGUUAUCAUUUUUUGCACAUGCGCCUUUGGAGAAAAUAAUUGAACACUCAGAAUGUUAGAAUUUAAAACUUAAGAAAAUGUUAUUUGUACUGCUUUGUGUGACUUAACUAUUUGUAUAAAAUAUAUAGGGUAUCAUUAAGUUUGAGGUGUGAUUGUGCCUGUGUUGUUCGAAACAAUUUUCCCACUGCAUGGGAUCCGAGGAUGCAGACUCAUUCGAAUUCUAAGACGACAGGUGAGCUGACCACGAGGAGCUGUGUUCAUCAAGAGCUGGCAGAAGGUCUGCCAGCAGGAGCUCACUGAUACCAGGAUUCAUCUCCCAUGAGCUACAUGAGCCUCCUCAUUCCUUCUCUUGCUUUUCAGCAGCAGACUGGCCCAGUCCUCUACCUCAAAGGAAAGCGUCAAAAGAAAGGGAUCAUGUUUAUGAAAGUUUGCAUGUCUUCAGCCAAAUAAAUGUAGUCACAGGAAUCUGAUUGCUUGUUUUAAAAAAUUCUUUAUGCCUUUUCCUUGAGCAGAUCUGGCCAGUACCUCUGCUUUCUAUGUUCUCUACACUGUAAGUUGUUAAUUUCUGGUUAGUAUUUAUCUGUGUAAUGUCUGAAGUCAUUAAUGAGGUAAUAGGUUAAGCGCUCAAAACGUGGAUAUGACGGUCUCUUCUAUUUUCUUUUUUUAAAUGGCUUAAUCUGUGUCUUCAUUUACCUCAAACUCAAAAUACUCUGCCAUUUUUAUACUGAAAACUAUUUUUAUAAAUUUUAUAAAUAUCUCCACAUUUUGGAUAUUGUUUUUGUGCAGUUUAUGUAUUUAUACAUAUAAUAAAACUUCAUAAAUUUCAGUACUUGUAUGAUUCCAACAUGUAUUCAUUAUAAAAGUGAAAGUGUAAUAAUCAUACAUCACUACUUUAAAACAAAAAUAAAAUUUCAAGUUUUCUUCUCCCUACUCUGAUUUAUACAGUGGAUCUGCAUUUUGACUAAUUAUUUACAAAGCAUACCUAAAGCUUUAAGAAAAAAUGAACAUUGUUAAUAGUUACUGAGUAGUUUGCCCACCUUGAAGAAUUUUGGUAGGUCCACAAGGUUUUUGUAAUGUUCUCUGAAUCUCAGCUACCUACAGGGUAGUCCAUGAACUACCUGGCAAGUAUCACCAUGUGGGAUGAUUAGAAAUUCAGCCUCUUAGACUUUUCUCCAGAAUUGCUGAAUCAGAAUCUGCUAGAUUACCCCAGUGAUUUAUAUGUAUGUAAGUGUCAGAAGCAGUAAGCGAUGGUGUAACUCUCAGGCACUAUAGUGGUAAUUUAAGAAAAAUUAGGAUCUUAUACGCAUCCUUCUUCAAGAGGGAAAAAAGAAGAUAAAACAUAACCAUAACAUAUCUUUCUGGGUUUGUUAGAUAUCAAAAGCACAAAGUAAUUGAAUUCACAAAUGCACCAGAUACUGAUUUUAGAAUGAGAGUUUAAAGGAA